AGCCUGUUUUAAUUUCACAUGUCACCUCCUGUGUGCAAGUAUUGGCAGUUGCUCUUGUCAUUCUUUUCCACGGCAGCCUGUUUACCGCUGAGAUUUGUGCAAUAGCUUGUGAAAUGUUCACGUGCUGGCUGAGCUGCAGCCUGCAAGUUGGUAGCAAAGCCAGCUGACUUCAGGAAAGCCGGGCUUUGUGUUUGGGGAGAGUCGUGGCUCAGGCACAGCCUGCUGAGCUGAAGUGCAGCCCCAGCCUUGGAGAGCCAUGCUGAGUUGGGAAAACAUCAUGAAACUUUGGGGGGGGGAGCGCAUGCUCCAUGCUAGCCCCAGCUCCUGGGCACGAGCACCCGGCUGCCAGCCCUGCGAGUCACAGAGGUGUGUUGUGGGCAGGGAUUUAGCUGGCUGAGGAGCAUUAGCAAUACACGUAUGGCCUCUGUAAGAACGUGUCAGAAACAGUAGUGUGGAACAACCUGGGUGUAAUUUUCAAAUAAUCCUCUUGCAUGUCUCAGAACAAGUUGGGGCAGAACUAUUUCUAACUGGAAUGAGCCCAGCUUUGUCUCGGCUCCUUUCCCUGCCUUUUUUUUUUUCUUUUGGCUUGUUUCCCACAUGAAUGCUGUACCAAGGUUAAUUUGACUGUCAAUUCCUGUUGCUCACUUUGCCCCCUAUAACCCCCACCCUGUGUUUUCAGCACUUGCUGGCCUGUUUUCCUUGACCAACUUGUCUCUCCCACCUGAGCAGGAGGUUGCUGGAAGGGCACCAUGAUCCAUUCACCAGCACUCGGGCUCGGAAAUGCUGCCCGAAGAUGAGGCGCUCGCUGAGUUCACGCAAUAUUUGCUGCGCAGGGGAAAACCGAGGGGUAAAACUGCCCGGUGGCAUUUACCCUCCUUAGAUAAGGAGCCCCGGGGGGGGGACUUUGCUCCCCCAAGUUCUCUCGCAGUACGCUCCUCUGCCCCACAUCUGUCGGCGUUUCACAAGGUGCUGGGCCCCAGCCUGUGCCAGGCCCAGUCCCGCCCCCGGCCGGCCGGAGCUCCCGGGGAGCCUGCGGGCACUGGGCAGCCUUUGCGAGCGGCCGGCACUCCUGCAACGCAGCCCACAGCAGCGGCGGUGCUGGGAGGAGGGAAGGAGCAUCCCUGACGGUGGGAAUCCAGCCAUGGAGAAGAUGCAGCAGGUCGUUGGGCGGGCAAGAGCUGCCUUCAACUCGGGCCGGUGCCGCUCGCUGGAGUUCAGGAUGCAGCAGCUGAAGGCGCUGGAGCGGAUGGUGCAGGAGAAGGAGAAGGAGAUCCUGGCAGCCAUCAAGGCGGAUCUGCACAAGUGUGGGCACAAUGCAUACAGCCACGAGAUCCUGGGUGUGCUGGGGGAGCUGGCCCUGGCCAUGGAGAAGCUGCCGUCCUGGGCAGCCCCUCAGCCCGUGAAGAAGAACCUGCUGACGAUGCGGGACGAGGCCUACAUCAAUCCUGAGCCGUUGGGAGUGGUGCUGAUCAUCGGGGCCUGGAACUACCCCUUUGUCUUGGUGAUGCAGCCUUUGAUUGGGGCCAUCGCAGCAGGCAAUGCUGUGGUGGUGAAGCCGUCGGAGAUCAGCGAGAACACGGCUCGGCUGAUGGCUGAUCUGCUGCCGCAGUACCUUGACCGGGAGCUGUACCCCGUGGUCACCGGAGGAGUACCUGAGACAACAGAGCUGCUGACCCAGAGAUUUGAUCACAUCCUCUACACCGGCAACUCCACGGUGGGCAAAAUUGUGAUGGCAGCGGCCGCCAAGCACCUGACGCCCGUCACGCUGGAGCUGGGUGGGAAGAGCCCCUGCUACAUCGACAAGGACUGCGACCUGGCCGUCGCCUGCAGGCGGAUAACGUGGGGGAAGUACAUGAACUGUGGGCAAACCUGCAUCGCCCCGGACUACAUCCUCUGCGAGCCGUCCAUCCAGAGCAAGGUGGUGGAGAAUAUCAAGGCAACGCUGCAGGAAUUCUAUGGGGAAGACGUGAAGUCGUCUCCGGAUUACGAAAGGAUCGUCAACAAGCGUCACUUCAGGAGGAUCCUGGGCCUGCUGGAAGGACAGAAGAUCGCUCACGGGGGAGAGACUGAUGAGGCCUCCUGCUUCAUAGCACCGACUAUCCUCACCGACGUUUCUCCGGAGUCAAAGGUGAUGGAGGAGGAAAUCUUUGGGCCGGUCCUUCCCAUUCUGACCGUGAAGAGCGUGGACGAAGCCAUUGAGUUCAUCAACGGUCGGGAGAAGCCCCUUGCCCUGUAUGUCUUCUCCAACAACAAGAAGUUAAUCAAAAGAGUCAUCUCAGAAACUUCCAGUGGGGGUGUUACUGGAAAUGAUGUCAUCAUGCAUUUCUUCCUCUCAACCUUGCCCUUCGGUGGUGUUGGUAACAGCGGGAUGGGUGCCUACCACGGCAAGCACAGCUUUGAGACCUUCUCCCACCGCCGUGCCUGCUUGAUCAAGGACCUGAAGAUGGAGGGUACAAACAAACUCCGGUACCCACCUGGCAGCCAGAAGAAGGUGGAUUGGGCCAAGUUCUUCCUCUUGAAGCGGUUUAACAAGGGCCGAAUUGGACUGGUUGUCUUGGCCCUGCUGGGGAUUGUGGCAGCGGUGGUGGCAAAGAUGGUUUACUGCUGAAGAGAGGAGAAGGCGCCAUGUGCAAGUCAUACUCUGAGUGCUCGCUUUGUGUCUGUUUCCUUAAGCUGAGAAGUCAUUUUUUUCUUUUGUACUGGGUUAUUUCCAUGAGCUGUUGAGCACAUAGAGUAGCCUUAGAGAGGCACUAACCACGAGAAGGCCUGGCCUCCUGUUUACUAAAAAUCCAUGCUGAAACAGAGGGACCAGUGGGUACAGGCUCUCAAAAGGAGGACUGCAGAGCAAGAAAUACCAGUCCCUACCUCCACCCCAUGCCACGCAGAGCGCCGCUUCCAGGGACGCACACACUGUGUCUUGCACAAAACCGCUUGCCUUCCUUCGGUGACAAACAGGAGCUAAAGUUUCGGCUGCCAUUGGGUUGACAGUGUCUUCCCUGCAGUUUUUGGGAUGGUCUGUCUUCUGUUGUGCUCCGAACAACCACCCUCUUGGUGACAAGUCUGAGACAGGCUGUGCUGGCUGAUGGUUUUACCAACAGCGAUGGUUAUGAAUAAACCUAGUGAGGUUCCCCAUGCUGUUUAAUUGAGGUGAAAUGUUCAUGGAUCUCUCUGAACCAGAAAAGUCCGCAGCUGGCCAGGGGAUGCAGGCUCCUUCAUGGGGCUCUGGGUUUCAUCAUGUGCCCAUAACAAUUGUUUGGCAGUUAGAAAAUUACAAAGAUGAUACCUGCACUGCCUGUAUUUUGCUGAUAGGAGUGUCUUAUUCUCAUAGAAAAGACCUUUCAGGCCUGUUUCGAGUAGCGGGAAUCACAGUACUCUGUUGUGGGUUAGCCCAGGUGGGCAUCUGAGCCCACACAGCCACUCGCUCGCUCCCCCAGCGGGACAGGGAAGAGAAUUGGAAGGGUAAAAGUGAGAAAACUUGUAGGUUGAGAUAAAGAUAGUUUAACAGGUAAAGUGAAAGCUGGGCAUGCAAGCAAGCAAGCAAAUUAAGGAAUCCGUUCAUUACUUCCCCCUCAGCAGGCAGAUGUUCAGCCAUCCCCAGGAAAGCAGGGCUUCGUCACACAUAGCGGUGACGUGGGAAGGCAAGACGCCGUAACUCCCACUGUCCCCCCCGCCUUCCUCUUCUGUCCCCCCUCAGCUUUUACAGCUGAGCACAAUGUCGUGUGGUCUGGAAUAUCCCUUUGGUCAGCUGGGGUCAGCUCUCCCAGCCGUGCCCCUUCCCCGCUUCUUGCCGACCCCCAGCCUACACGCUGGUGGGGCGGUAUGAGAAAUGGAGAGACCUUGACACUGUGCAAGCACUGUUUGGCCACACCACAGGUGUGCUACCGACAUUGUUUUGGUCACAAAUCCAAAACACAGCACCAUCCUACUAUGAAGAAACGUAGCAACUAUGAGGAAAAUAAACUCCAUCCCAGUCAAAACCAGUACAAACCCGUUCCUGGUCAGAUUUCUCCAAGGGAAAACAAUUGCUGAAAGAGUGUGUACUUCUUUGUGUUUGAGCUUCUGGGUCUGCUGUAAUCUUGCACUGGGAGAUAAUAGGGGUCUUGUUCUAGCUUGGGGAGAGGAUGCUGGAGAAAUUUAAGGUAAAGAUUAUUAUUAAAUGCAAUUAAUAUAGGGUAGAAAAAUAUAUUUACUGUGCAAUAGAUGGGAUUUCUUCAUGUCUGGUGAAAAUCCAUGUGCUAAGCCUUCUUAAUGAUAUAUUUUGCAAGUACUAAAUAAACACUGAGAAUUUAAAUAAA
Messenger RNA from Grus americana (Whooping crane), 4295 nucleotides. RefSeq names its product aldehyde dehydrogenase family 3 member A2-like. Gene Ontology annotation, biological process: aldehyde metabolic process. The record is from RefSeq and is a predicted model, not a curated record. The transcript has 11 exons. Gene Ontology annotation, cellular component: cytoplasm. NCBI's taxonomy places the organism in Eukaryota, Metazoa, Chordata, Aves, Gruiformes, Gruidae. Bases 1142 to 2608 code for a protein of 488 amino acids. Gene Ontology annotation, molecular function: aldehyde dehydrogenase (NAD+) activity.